UAGAAAACACACAACAAACCUGUGAUUCCAGCCAUGAAAGCCUUUGACAACACAGAUUCUUUCUUAUUUCUUCAAGCUUAUCAACUAAACAUGUCAAGACCUAACAUUUUAAUGAACAUGAUAGAUGAUCUUGGGGGUGGCAGUCUGGAUGCUCUGAGAAUAAAACCAUUAGGGUGUGUGUGUGUGUGUGUGUGUAUCAACCUUGAAAACAAUUUUGAAAGAGAGCACGGAAAUAUAUAUAUGGUUUCCUUUGGAAAGGGUAAGUGUAUUGGGGAGGGUUCAGUAUUCAUUGCUGUGAUUCUCCGGAAGUUUUUUUUUUUUUUUAAUUAUUAUGCCAGCCAAUUUUCUGGCAACAUUUUAUUAAUCUCUCUGUGGAUUUCUUUUUAAUUCUGGUUUCUUUUCAGAUCGUAUAAACAUAUUUUGUCAUUUAGUUGCUUCCAAUUCUUCAUGACCUCAUGGACCAGCCCAUGCCAGAGCUCCCCGUCGGCAGUGGCCACCCCCAGCUCCUUCAAGGACAAGCCAGUCAUUUCAAGGAUACUAUCCAUCCAUCUUGCUCUUGGUCAGCUCCUCUUCCUUUUCCUUUUCCUUUUCCCCAGCAUCAUUAUCUUCCUCUAAGCUUUCCUGUCUUCUCAUUAUGUGGCCAAAGUACUUCAUCUUUGCCUCUAAUAUACUGAAACAAUAUAUUCCCUCUAUUACCACCAACCACUUUUUAUCACUGUUGAAAGUGUAAAAGUUACAACAACAAUGAUAAAUAAUUGCAGCAGAUAUAAUUCAAUUAGCCUCGAGAACAAGUAGCCUAUUCGCUAUAACCUAUGCUAAAUGCUCAGUGUGCAGCACAAGACAAGUCACAUGUUUUUUGUUUAUCUUUGCAAUAGGAAUGCAGCCUCAAUUUGGAUUGCUAGCAGUAGGAUAAAACCCCAAACCCUUCCCCACCUAGUUUUUAUUUAAAAUUUAGGGAUGCCACACAUUGGAAUUUUAAAGUAAUGAGAAAAUAUUCCAUUAGUUGCAGUAAAGUAUGUAAAGUAGAAAACAGAUCAGUGGAAGGGUUACUGAUUCAGAAAUGGAUGAGUCUGCAUCUUGAGUACAAAAUGCUUACAUUGCACAAUACAUAACAUGGGUUUGAAGUGAAACAGUUCUUAAAGUGAUUGAAUAAAAGAGCAUGAGAAACCAGGGAAAGUUGAUUGAAUAGGUGAAAUAACAUGAUUAGUACAGCAUAGUGAGCAUUCAAAGGAAGGACUUUGUACGACACGGUUUAGGAUUUCCUGUCAAUUUUUAACCAGAAUAUUGUCACUCAACUUAUGUGGAAAACAGAAAGCAUUCAAAAAUGUAGGGAAAACUUUAAAGCUGUUACUUUUAAACAACCAAUUACCAAUUAUGCUUAAUAGGUUGAAGUGUGGGGCUCUCAGAUGCAGCCUAGCUACUGUGCUAGUUUCCUUCUUUCUUCAAUCAUAUGGAUUGAGUGUCUCAAGACCCAAUAUUUUAUUGAUAAUGGCAGAUGAUCUUGGGUAUGGUGAUUUAGGAUGCUUUGGAAAUGAUACCAUCAGGACCCCGAAUAUCGACCAGCUUGCAAAGGAAGGAGUGAAACUUACUCAGCACAUUGCAGCAGCUCCACUUUGUACUCCAAGCAGAGCAGCUUUUCUGACUGGCAGAUAUCCCAUCAGAUCAGGCAUGUCAGCCAGAACUGAGCCCCGAGUCUUCAUCCGAACUGGGAGUUCAGGUGGUCUCCCUCCAAAUGAAACAACAUUUGCUAAGUUACUACAGCAGCAAGGCUAUACAACUGGUCUUAUAGGAAAGUGGCACCAGGGUGUGAGCUGCAAAUCCCGCAAUGAUCAUUGCCACCAUCCUUUGAAUCAUGGCUUUGAUUACUUCUAUGGCACCCCUUUAUCAUUUCUGAAUGAAUGUCAGUCUGGCAAGGAUUCUGAGAUAAGUCAACAAUUACGAGCUGCGUGUUGGUCUUAUACACAUCUGAUUUCCCUCUUGGUGUUCACUCUUUUGCUGGGGAACAUUUCUGGCAUGACCUCUCUGAAAUGGAAAGCAAUUGCCUUUGUUGCUGUGUGUGGCAUUUUGUUUUUUAUCACCUGGUUUUCCUGUUAUGGAUUUUCAAGAUACUGGGACUGUAUCUUGAUGAAAGAACACAUCGUUACUGAACAACCAAUAAAAGCAGAGAAUGUAACCUUCAAGAUACUGAAGGAGGCUAUCUCGUUUAUUGAAAGAAACAAACAAGGACUAUUCCUCCUCUUCGUUUCUUUCUUACAUGUCCACACUCCAUGCUACACUACAGAGCUAUUUAAUGGAAAAAGUAGGCAUGGUUUAUAUGGAGACAAUGUGGAGGAAAUGGAUUGGAUGGUGGGAAAAAUACUUACUGCCAUUGACAAAGAGGGCUUACGGGACAACACUUUUGUUUACUUUACUUCUGACAACGGAGGAUCUUUGGAGCUCAGAGAAGGGAGCACUCAGUGUGGUGGCUGGAACAGUAUAUACAAAGGUGGGAAAGGCAUGGGAGGCUGGGAAGGAGGAAUCCAUGUACCUGGAAUAGUUAGAUGGCCAGGAAUGAUCCCUGUCAAUAUUUCCAUUGAUGAACCCAUAAGUCUGAUGGAUAUUUAUCCCACAGUGGUGCACCUAGCCGGGGCAUCAGUACCACAGGACAGAGUAAUUGAUGGCAAAAACCAGAUAGCUCUACUUCAGGGAGAAGUGAAACACUCAGAGCAUGAAUUCUUGUUUCAUUAUUGUGGAGCAUACUUGCAUGCAGUGCGCUGGUACCAGAAAGAGAGUGGUGCUCUCUGGAAAGUUCAUUAUGUGACUCCCAAAUUUCAUCCGGAGGGGGCCAGUGCCUGUUAUAACAGAAAAAUCUGCCCAUGUUUUGGAGAUGGUGUUACCCAUCACAACCCUCCCUUGCUUUUUGACCUCUCACGUGACCCUUCUGAAGCCAAUCCCUUGUCACCGACAACUGAGCCACUGUUUAACACGAUUCUCAGUCACACUGAAAGAGCUAUAAGAGAACAUAAAAAAACACUCACUCCUGUCCCAGAACAGCUUGAUAUAUAUAAUAUUAUAUGGAAGCCAUGGCUCCAGCCAUGUUGUGGAGCAUUCCCUUUCUGUUGGUGUGAUGAUGAAACAGAUAGCAAUGCCAUAAAUAUUCAGAUAUAGAUUGCCAGUGCAACUGUUUUAUCUCCUAUGUCAAACAUUCAUGCUGUUAUGUUUGCUGCAUGCCUUCAAGCAAUUUCUGACUUAUGCCAAUCCUAAGGCAAACAUAUCAUGGAGUUUUUUUGGUAAGAUAUGAUAACAGUAGAUUUGUGUUUGCAUCUUCUGAGGCCGAGUGUGACUUGGCCAAGAUCAUCCAGUGGGUUUUCCUCACUCUAGAGAUUUGAACCAUGAUCUCAAAAGUUGCAGUCCAAUGUUCAAACAACUGCACAACUCUGGCUCUCUCCUUUCAUUCUUCUGACAAUGAAUUGAGGUGCAUACACAGCUCCUUGAUAUAUGAAUGGGAAAACCUAAAUAAAAAAAUCUGUUUGUGUUGAAAAUGUAUUGUAAAAGUGAUGCUUUUAACAGGUGAAAGCUGACAUUGUUUAGGGCUAGCUCUGAAGAAAACUAGGUUAAAAUGCUCCAUGGCUGGCCUUGGGUAAUUCCCUAUUUUCCUAUCUUACAUUACUAUCCUUGUUGUAAUAAUAAAAUGUUGAAGGAAGACCAUGAA
This is a messenger RNA of Anolis carolinensis (green anole), 3691 nucleotides long. RefSeq names its product arylsulfatase D. The transcript is spliced from 10 exons. NCBI's taxonomy places the organism in Eukaryota, Metazoa, Chordata, Lepidosauria, Squamata, Anolidae. The record is from RefSeq and is a predicted model, not a curated record. The coding region runs from base 1375 to 3147 and encodes 590 amino acids. Gene Ontology annotation, molecular function: arylsulfatase activity.